Molecule: messenger RNA, 906 nt
Organism: Musca vetustissima
Lineage: Eukaryota; Metazoa; Arthropoda; Insecta; Diptera; Muscidae
Exons: 4
Coding region: 135-530 (131 amino acids)
Cellular component (GO): extracellular region
Molecular function (GO): chitin binding
Source: RefSeq, a predicted model, not a curated record
UGAAUUGACGAGCCACCAGUGAGAGUGAGUGACACACAAUCGCCCAGAAAGCAAAAUAAGAAAACGCGCGCGAACGCUCCAUCCAAAUAAAAAGUGACGAAGGUCUGUGCAGUAAAAAAAGUCUAUGGACUAAAAUGGAUUACAGUUAUCGACUUUUAUGGCUCUUCUGCAUUUCAUUCGGACCUAUUCUAUUUUCUUUCGUUUCACUGCAGGAAAUUGCAAGUCCCGUUUUUCAAAACCACAAAACGAAAGAAUGGACAAAUUUAGAUAACAUUACAUUCUCUUUCGAUUGUACGAAACGUCCAGUUGGAUUCUACGCCGACAUGGAAUACAAUUGUCAAAUAUUCCACAUGUGCGACGAAGAGGGUAAUCGUAUUCCACACUUAUGUGCCAAUGAAACAUCAUUCAAUCAGGAGUAUCGAAUUUGUGAUUGGGAUUACAAUUUCAACUGCACCGAAUCUCCGAAAUGGUUUUACUUGAACGAACUUACAUAUGCCACAGAGCCCCCGGACGAAGAUGAAGACUAUUAAUUGGUCGAGUUCGUUUGACCACUCAGAACUCAAUGCAAAUGUGUUCCUGACGCACAACCCAGCAUGGGUGACCCAAAGCAAUACUCCAACGGGGUGAUUAUUCAAACCUGUAAACAAGUGUAAAAAAGUUAACAAUCAAUUAAUAUAAAUUGAUGUAUGUAUAAAUGUUGUAUGUAUUUAAUGUGUGUAAGUUUAUUUUAUUUUACUUGUGUAGCUUUUGUAAAUUCGUCACUAUCUUAUUUUAUGUCCACCUACAACUGUAAAUCGAAACCUAACUGUUGUGUAGUGUAAUGCCUUUCUUUCGUGGAAAGGAAAAUGUUGUUGAUAUUUUAGCCAAUAAAUAGUGUGUUGAAAAUGUUGUAAAUUGAAUAACUAU